GGCGGGUCGCUCGCAGCCGCAGCCGCCGUUCGGGACGCGCGGGGCUUCAGUUGUCGCUCGUCUCUGACGGUGAAGUAAGUGACGGGCGGCGUCCAUGAGCGGGAGGAGAGGCCGGAGAUCGAGUGCCGGUCAUCAUGGAGCCGCCGCCGCCGCUCUCCGUGAUGGCAAAGCGGCCACAGUGGAUCCUGGGGCCAGAAAGCGCCUGAAGCUGCUGGAAAUCCAUCGGGCCCUGAACGCUGACCCUGUGGACGUGGAGGCCUUGCGGAGGGCGGCAGUCAGUGAGGGGGGGUUGCUGACCAACGAGAUCCGCAGGAAGGUCUGGCCCAAGCUGCUAAAUGUCAAUGUUUACAAUCUACCUCCCAAACCAGGUAAAGCUGUAAGAACAAACCACAAGGACUACAACCAGGUGCUGAUGGACGUGAAGAGGUCACUGAGCAGGUUCCCACAAGGCAUGCGAGUGGAUCAGCGGGUGGCACUGCAGCAGCAGCUAAUUGACGUGAUCCUGUACGUCUUGAAGGGGAACCCACAACUGCACUAUUACCAGGGCUACCACGACAUCGCCGUCACCUUCCUGCUGGUGAUGGGGCCACGCAUGGCUGCGGCUCUCCUGCAGAUCCUCUCCACCCAUCAUCUCAGGGACUUCAUGGACAACACAAUGGAGAACACCAAACAUAUCCUCAACUACCUGAUGGCCAUCUUGGAGCAAGUGAAGCCAGAGCUUCACGAGUUUAUCCAGAGGGCUGAGGUGGGCACCAUCUUUGCACUGAGCUGGCUGAUCACCUGGUAUGGACAUGUCCUCUCUGAGUUCUGCCACACAGUCCGGCUGUACGACUUCUUCCUGGCGAGUCACCCCCUCAUGGCCAUCUACUUCGCUGCAGUGGUUGUUCUGCACAGGGAAGAGGCUGUCCUGAGGUGUGACUGUGACAUGCCCAGUGUCCACCAGCUGCUGUCCCAGAUCCCACAGGACCUGCCGUACCAAGCCCUGAUACAGAGAGCAGAAGAGCUGUUUUCGCGCUAUCCGCCCUCUCAGCUCGCCAAGCUACCCGCCCUGCAGCACCACAAGAGUAUCGCCGUCAGCAGUUUCCAGGGUUUCCAGCUGUCCAGGUGCCUGCAGCGGCCGGACCGGGUGCUACGUAGCGAGCAGUGGGAGAGCGCGGGUGCCCAGUGCCAGCCCACAUCCUCGCCUGGCGCCAGCCAGCUGGUCCGGAUGGCAGUGUGGGCACUGACUGCCACACUGGGCGCCGCUGCUAUUGCCGUUGUCAAUACCGCGGUGGAGUGGAGCCCGGAGUUCGUUCUGCAGCUAUUUUCAUGAAGCUUCUCCCCAACGUGUGCCCACCACAAACCAUCACAGCUUACCAUUGAUAUCGCUGAAUGGCCAAGCUUCCCCGCUGCUCGUCCA
Molecule: messenger RNA, 1399 nt
Organism: Callorhinchus milii (elephant shark)
Lineage: Eukaryota; Metazoa; Chordata; Chondrichthyes; Chimaeriformes; Callorhinchidae
Product: TBC1 domain family member 20
Exons: 8
Coding region: 95-1312 (405 amino acids)
Biological process (GO): endoplasmic reticulum to Golgi vesicle-mediated transport; positive regulation of GTPase activity
Cellular component (GO): endoplasmic reticulum membrane
Molecular function (GO): GTPase activator activity
Source: RefSeq, a predicted model, not a curated record